This is a messenger RNA of Dryobates pubescens (Downy woodpecker), 6848 nucleotides long. RefSeq names its product glutamate ionotropic receptor NMDA type subunit 2A (gene GRIN2A). The record is from RefSeq and is a predicted model, not a curated record. Gene Ontology annotation, molecular function: NMDA glutamate receptor activity; transmitter-gated monoatomic ion channel activity involved in regulation of postsynaptic membrane potential. Gene Ontology annotation, cellular component: NMDA selective glutamate receptor complex; postsynaptic membrane; postsynaptic density membrane. NCBI's taxonomy places the organism in Eukaryota, Metazoa, Chordata, Aves, Piciformes, Picidae. The transcript is spliced from 15 exons. Gene Ontology annotation, biological process: synaptic transmission, glutamatergic; monoatomic ion transport; excitatory postsynaptic potential. Bases 908 to 5179 code for a protein of 1423 amino acids.
CUGUGACCCAGGCCUGACACCUCCUCCCCCGACCGCCGGCUCUGUCUCGGUCGCCCGUGCUUGUGGAAGCAGAACCGUGGGGUAGGGGGAGCCUCCGAGUGUCCGCGGCUGGCCGCGGCGUGACAAGGCGCUCGUGCGCUUCGCCCCUGCGGGGGUGGCGGGGCUGGGCCGGGGGCGGCUGGCUGGGGGCGGCGGAGCGGCGCGGAGCCGGAGCGCGCACAGGCGGCCCCGCGCGGCGGGUGGAUCCCGCCGCACCCUCACAAUCGGCGCUGCCGGUCCCCGCCGCUUCCGAGAGGCGGAGAGGAGCGCGGGGGCUCCGAGCCUGCCCUCCUGGGCAACUGCUGCAGCGGGGUCGCAAUUGCCCUCUAAGAGCCAAAAGGAGGGAGGAGGAAAAACACAAAACGAUGAAGACGCUGCAGUGCUUCCUUCCAAAAGUAACGAGCGAAUCCCAGUCCCAAUGGCUCUGCUAAAACUUGAUGAUGCGGGCUUCCAAGCGGUAAAGACCUGCCGGGCUUGUAUUUACUGCGGUGGGAACAAGUUGCAGGAUGAAAUCCCGGCAUUAAGGCACCUAUUUUCCAUUUCGUUGUUGGCAAAGGAAUCUACUGAAAUGACUUUGAGGAUCUUUAAACUGGAACUAUGUGGAGGGAGACUGCACCCCCUUUUGCCUGUCUCCCUCUCCUAGCUGCCCUCCCGGGAUGCGAUGUCGCUCGCAGGCUGCGGCGGGGAUCACGCGUGCGGCCAGCGGCGCGCAGACUGCCCCUGAGCCCGGGCAUCGAGGGGCGCGACAUGCCCGCGGCCGCGGCAUGCCCUGCACCAGCACCGGCACCACCGGCACCCGCCGCACCGGCACCACCGGCACCCGUCGCCGCUCCGUCUCCUGAGGCUCUGGGGGAUAAAGCUGGCAAAGAUGAAGAAAAUUGGCUGUGCUCUCCUGGUACUUCAAGCUCUUCUGGCACCUUUGGAUCUUGUUCAAGGAGCAGACAAAAGUUACCCCAUCCUGAACAUUGCAGUGAUUCUGGGAAGGACCAAGUCUAUCAACGAGAGAGAUAUCAGAGCUCUCUGGACCAGGGAAAUGUCAGCAGACCUGACUGUUGAUGUCAAUGUAGUGACCCUUCUGGUGAACCAGACUGACCCUAAGAGCAUCAUAACACAUGUUUGUGACUUGAUGUCAGGCACCAAGAUCCAUGGAGUGGUUUUUGGAGAUGAUACUGAUCAGGAGGCAGUAGCUCAGAUUUUGGAUUUUAUUUCAUCUCAGACUUCUAUCCCAAUUCUUGGAAUUCAUGGUGGAGCCUCCAUGAUAAUGGCAGAUAAGGAUGUGAUGUCCACAUUCUUCCAGUUUGGGGCUUCCAUCCAGCAAGAAGCCAUCAUUAUGCUGAAGAUCAUGCAAGAUUAUGACUGGCAUGUGUUCUCUCUGGUGACCACCACCUUCCCUGGAUAUCGAGACUUCAUCAAUGUCAUUAAGACCACAGUGGAAAAUAGUUUUGUGGGCUGGGACAUGCAGAAUGUCAUCAUACUUGAUACCGCUUUUGGAGAUGCCAAGACACAGAUUCAGCUGAAGAAGAUCCAUUCAUCUGUGAUCCUGCUCUACUGUUCUAAGGAUGAAGCUGUCUAUAUACUGGAUGAGGCUCGUUCCUUGGGUCUUACUGGCUAUGAUUUCUUUUGGAUAGUUCCCAGCCUGGUUAGUGGUAACACAGAAAUCACUCCCAAGGAGUUUCCUUCAGGACUCAUUUCAGCAUCUUAUGAUGAAUGGGACUACAGUUUAGAAGCUCGGGUACGAGAUGGCCUUGGAAUUAUUGCCACUGCAGCAUCAGCCAUGCUGGAAAAAUACUCCUUCAUUCCUGAAGCAAAAACUAGCUGCUAUGGACAACUGGAGAAAAACGACCGACCAACUCACACCUUGCACAAGUUUAUGAUGAAUGUGACUUGGGAAGGUAAAGAUUUGUCCUUCACAGCAGAUGGUUAUCAGGCACACCCCAGGCUGGUCGUGAUAGUACUGAACAAUGAGCGCGAGUGGGAAAAGGUGGGGAAAUGGGAGAAUAACUCACUGAGCCUGAAGUACUCUGUCUGGCCAAGGUACAGCUCUUUCGCAGACAGUGACCCAGAUGAUAACCAUUUGAGUAUUGUCACCCUGGAGGAGGCUCCCUUUGUCAUUGUGGAGGAUGUGGAUCCUCUGAUGGAAAGCUGCCAAAAAAACACCGUGCCAUGUCGUAAAUUUGUCAAAAUUAACAACUCAACUAAUGAAGGAAUAAAUGUAAAGAAGUGCUGCAAAGGAUUCUGCAUCGAUAUCUUGAAGAAGUUGUCUAAAACAGUCAAGUUCACAUAUGACCUGUAUUUGGUGACUAAUGGGAAACACGGCAAAAAAGUCAAUAAUGUGUGGAAUGGAAUGAUUGGUGAAGUGGUGUAUCACCGUGCAGUUAUGGCUGUGGGAUCUCUCACUAUUAAUGAAGAGCGCUCGGAAGUGGUUGACUUUUCAGUGCCGUUUGUGGAGACUGGCAUUAGUGUCAUGGUGUCACGGAGCAAUGGCACAGUUUCACCAUCUGCUUUUCUAGAGCCUUUUAGUGCUUCUGUCUGGGUGAUGAUGUUUGUGAUGCUUCUCAUUGUGUCGGCCAUGGCUGUCUUUAUAUUUGAGUACUUUAGUCCUGUAGGAUACAACAGGAACUUAGCCCAAGGGAGAGAUCCCCAUGGACCAUCCUUUACCAUUGGAAAGGCAGUGUGGUUACUCUGGGGUUUGGUAUUCAACAACUCUGUGCCUGUGCAAAACCCUAAAGGGACAACAAGUAAAAUCAUGGUGUCAGUUUGGGCUUUCUUUGCUGUCAUUUUCCUGGCUAGCUAUACUGCCAACUUAGCUGCAUUUAUGAUUCAAGAGGAAUUUGUUGACCAGGUGACUGGACUGAGUGAUAAAAAGUUUCAGAGACCAUAUGAUUAUUCACCUCCUUUUCGAUUUGGAACAGUCCCAAAUGGGAGCACAGAGAGGAAUAUCAGAAACAACUACCCAGAUAUGCACCUUUACAUGACAAAGUAUAAUCAGAAAGGAGUUGAAGAUGCCUUGGUCAGCUUGAAAACUGGGAAGUUGGACGCUUUCAUCUAUGAUGCAGCAGUGCUGAAUUACAAGGCUGGAAGAGAUGAAGGCUGCAAACUUGUCACAAUAGGGAGUGGAUACAUCUUUGCCACUACAGGCUAUGGAAUAGCACUUCAGAAAGGAUCACCUUGGAAGAGACAAAUUGAUCUAGCCCUUCUUCAGUUUGUUGGAGAUGGGGAAAUGGAAGAGUUAGAAACCCUGUGGCUGACUGGUAUUUGCCACAGCGAGAAGAACGAAGUCAUGAGCAGCCAGCUGGACAUUGACAACAUGGCAGGAGUGUUUUACAUGCUUGCAGCAGCCAUGGCACUCAGUUUAAUAACCUUUGUCUGGGAACACUUAUUUUACUGGAAACUUAGAUUCUGCUUCACUGGAGUCUGUUCUGAUAGGCCGGGAUUGUUGUUCUCCAUCAGCAGGGGUAUUUACAGCUGCAUUCAUGGAGUGCACAUUGAAGAGAAAAAGAAGUCUCCUGAUUUUAGUCUGACCAAUUCUCAAACCAACAUGUUAAAACUACUGCGAACAGCGAAAAAUAUGACCAAUAUCAAUCCUUCAAGAAUUAAUUCCCCCAAAAGAACAGCUGAUUUUAUUCAGAGAGGUUCCUUAAUUAUGGACAUGGUCAUGGAUAAGGGCAACUUGAUCUUUUCUGAUAACAGAUCCUUUCAGACAAAGGACAACAUUUUUGGUGACAACAUGAGUGAACUGCAGACACUUCCUAGCAACCGACACAAGGACAAUCUUAAUAACUAUGUUUUCCAGGGCCAGCAUCCUCUCACACUGAAUGAGUCCAAUCCAAAUACAGUAGAGGUUGCGGUAACAGCAGAAGCAAAAGUGAACUCCAGACCUAGGCAGCUUUGGAGGAAAUCUGUUGAAUCUAUACGUCAGGAUUCUGUACGUCAGGAUACUGUACGUCAGGGCCAAGGUUCCCAGAGAGAAAAUGGGUCAGAUGAAAACAGGCAGCUUUCACUGAAAAGCCAAAGAUACCUUCCUGAAGAGAUUGUCCAUUCAGAUGUAUCAGAGACAUCAAGCCGAGCUACUUGCCAUAUGGAACCUGAAAACAACAACAAGCACCACAAAACCAAGGACAACUUUAAAAAAAGGACAGGAGCAUCAAAACACCCAAAAGACUGUAGUGAAGUGGAACUGACAUAUCUGAAAACCAAACAGAGCUCUCCACGGGAUAAAAUCUACACAAUUGAUGCUGACAAGGAGCCAGGAUUCCGCUUGGACACGCCUCAGUACAUUGAAAACAUUGUCCUUCCAGAAACGAUAGAGCUCCCUGACGUUUAUCAAGAUCACAACGAGAACUACAGGAAAGCAGAGCAUGCUAACAGGACUCCCUCCCAUAAUGAAGACAGUCUUCCAAAUAAUGACCAGUAUAAACUUUAUGCAAAGCACUACACUUUAAAAGAUAAAAAUGCUUCCCUAGGUGACAUGAAUGAUAGAUACAGACAGAAUUCCACCCAUUGCAGGAGCUGUCUUUCCGAUUUGCCCACUUAUGCGGGACACUAUACAAGCAGAUCUCCUUAUAAAUGUGACGCAUGCUUGCGGAUGGGGAACCUCUAUGAUAUUGAAGAAGAUCAGAUGAUGCAGGACACAACGAACUUAUCGCUUCCUGAAGAAAUAUAUGAGCACAGCUGGUCACAAAAUAAUGCUUUGCAUAAAAAAAAUAAGUUGAGGAUUAGCAGGCAACAUUCUUUUGAUAAUAUCGCUGAGAAGUCCAGGGAAAUCGAUUUUGGAAGACGUUCUCGUAGUAUAAGCUUGAAAGAAAGAGAGAAAUUUCUACAAAGUAGUCCAUAUGCAAGCAUGUUUAGUGUUCCCUCAAGCAAACUGUUGAGCAACAAGGCCUCACUUUUAACUCAUGCUCUAGAGGACAGUAAGAGGAGCAAGUCCCUGUAUCCUGUUCACUCAGAUGACAAUCCCUUCCUGCACCCGUAUCGUGAUGACCAGCACUUAUCUCUUAGGCGAAGUCCGGCUGAUCUUUAUAAACAUUCAUUACCAACAAGAGGAAGACAUGAUAAUUAUUUAAGGUCAUCCAUAAAGUCUACAACAUCAUAUUGUUCCAGGGAUGGUCGGAUCCAUAAUGACAUCUGCUGCUAUUCUUGAAGAGGAGAAAAGAAUCUUCCUGCAUAAGUGGCCAUCCUUUCUGUACCUUUCUGGAUGGUGCUGGUGACUUGUUACAUUUUCCUGAUUACAGCUCUAGCAGUUUGUUGGUCAUUCCUAUCACCAAGAUUUCCUGUGACUCCAGCUGGAACUGAAUCAGGCUGUAAAUGAUAUGGGCCAUUCUUGGUAGCAUGUCCUGUAGUGUUACACUGCUCCUGGAUGACACCUUUUAUGGAGGCAGGAUAUUGAAUUGCUGAGGAAUGGAGUAGGUACAUGGAGGUAAAACCAGCUACAUAGACAUACCUGCCUCUUGCUUUUUGCCUCUUUUAAAGACAUUGUAGAAUUUCUUCAUGUUUUUGUCUUUUCCUUUUCACCACAGGUUUUCCUUUUUCCUUUCAAAUGGAUUUUGUGUUCUGCUUGUGUUUCUUAGACCAGUGUAGCCACCCACUAACUUGAACGCAUGGAAAUAAGAUAAUAUAUAAGAUAAAAUUAAGGAAAAUUAAGAGGUUUUGUAUUUCUGGGAAAUUUCUUUUAAUGUUUUUGCAGCUUUUGCUCAGAAUUCAUUAUUCUGCUAUCUAAGAAGCUUGGUUAGGAGAAAGAGUGCUGUGGACAAAUAGAAACCAAAUCACCAUCACCUCACUGUGUCUUGGCAGCAUCUCAUGAAUAUAUGUCUUUUUCUCUAUGAUCUUUCAGGAACACUGAAGAAGGGAAAUAAGGCUCAAAGGGGAGAUUGGGAGUGGUGUUACUUAUUCUGGCAAAAUUAAAUCAUUUUUCCAUAGUUUUUAAGGAAGCAAAAGCUAGAGCUGUAUGUAUAGGUUUGGGUUACUAUGCUGGAAGCCUAAAGCUCUUUCUGUGGUCACUGGAGAAAGAGAGAGAGAAAGCUCCAUCUGAAUAGCAGUUCAGAACUCUGAAGGCUUAGGAGCAGUUAUGUGUGAUGUGCCCUGGAAGAUUUUACCUCUCUCUAUUAUAGACUUUUUAGAAAGUAGAGGAUCCUCACUUAAACAUCUCAGUUAGGUGAGCUUAGAAAAGUAAUGAUCUAUUGAUCCCCAGCCUCAGAAAUCUGCUUGUUAAAUCUGUGAGUACUAAGUUAAACCUUGGAGAUGCAUACAGGUUUCUGUACAUUUACAAGUAGUUACUAAGGCAGCACCUGUCAUUUAUGGGGUUUACAGUCCUCCCAGCCUAGUUUGGUCUCACUGUUUUCUUCAUACCAUUUGACUAUCCAGCAUGAAAUAGAAGUGUCAGAGUUUAUUCCUUGUAGAAUAACUUGCUGUUUUCUUAUUUCUGCAGUGUAUCCUAUGCAUCUUAGUGACAGGGAAGAUUUUGGUACUAUUCUUUCCCUUGCAGGGUUCAUCAAUAUAGAACAGGGAUUGUGGUUUGACUCUAAGGGUCUGAGAAUCAGCUUGGAUUUAGGGGGAAUUUGAGAGGUGAAUCUUUUUGUUGUUUUACAUUACAUUUAAGAUGUUCCAUAUAUAAAACCUAGUGAAAACAAAUAUUUUAUGGCAAAGUCCUCUCUAAGUUAAUACAGAACAGUAAAUAUCCUGUGGCUUGCCUAGAUUGUGUUAAGUGGUAAUCAGCACAUCAUGUGCUUAUUUCGAGAUGGAGUGUCAUCCAUUCCCUUGCUAAACUUUCCCUUUCCUAGCUUUAUUCUUCCCUUAGCUCAAAAAUCCUUUUA